Ipomoea triloba (trilobed morning glory) is the source of this 936-nucleotide messenger RNA. Its product is annotated as sugar transport protein 6-like. The annotation marks the transcript as partial. The transcript has a single exon. Gene Ontology annotation, molecular function: carbohydrate transmembrane transporter activity. Gene Ontology annotation, biological process: transmembrane transport. Gene Ontology annotation, cellular component: membrane. NCBI's taxonomy places the organism in Eukaryota, Viridiplantae, Streptophyta, Magnoliopsida, Solanales, Convolvulaceae. The record is from RefSeq and is a predicted model, not a curated record.
AAUGGCUGGAGGGUAUCUCUCGGUAUAGCUGCAAUUCCUUCCAUUUUUCUAGGCUUGGGCUCUCUCAUCAUCGUCGAGACUCCUACCAGUCUGAUCGAAAGAGGCAAGAAUGAGGAGGGUUUGCGAGCUCUGAAGAAGAUAAGGGGCGUGGAGAACGUUGAGAAAGAGUACGAGCACAUUUUACGUUCCACUGAGAUGGCUAAAAAGAUCAAGACCCCAUUCAGAAACCUAAUGAAGCGUUCUAGCUGGCCUCAACUUUUCUGUGGCACCAUUCUUCAGGUUUUUCAGCAGUUGACCGGCAUCAACGUUAUCAUGUUCUACGCUCCUGUGUUGUUCCAAACAAUGGGGUUAGGAGCGAAUGCAUCUCUGUUGUCUGCUGUCAUCACUGGAUUAGUUAAUUCACUUUCCACAGUUGGGGCAAUCUUGGGCUCUGAUUAUUUUGGGAGAAGAGUGUUACUGAUUGAAGGUGCCAUCCAAAUGUUUGUAGCCCAGGGUGUGGUAGGGGGAAUUCUUGCAGCAUAUCUCAAUGCUACAAAUAUGAUACCAAAGUUUGCAGCAGUAAUUGUGUUGGUGUUUAUUUGUGUGUUUGUGAUGGGUUUCGCCUGGUCUUGGGGUCCAUUGGGGUGGCUGAUUGCCAGUGAAAUAUAUCCACUGGAGACUAGGACAGCAGGAUUUUUCUUUGCGGUUAGCACCAAUAUGAUAUUCACUUUUAUUGUGGCACAAGCUUUUCUUACUAUGCUUUGCACCAUGAAAUCCGCCAUCUUCUUCAUGUUUGCUUCCUUUGUUUUGGUUAUGGGGCUGUUUGUUGUGUUCUUGCUGCCCGAAACCAAGGGGAUCCCCAUUGAUGAGAUGAACGAAAGAGUGUGGAAGAAACAUUGGUUGUGGAAGAGAUGUUUUGAUGAAAAUGACGAUGCUAGCACUAGUUCAAUCGCCUAA